AUGCAUGGCUUCCGCUUUGAAGAAGAGGGCUUCCACUACCACUCUUUGGGUGAAGUUGUGGUCGAAUUCGUUGUAGCAACGAUCAAGUACAAAUCAACCUUUGCUGCUUGCCUCCUGUAUCUUCUAUUUUCCUUUCGUAUUUUUCUUGCCUCUGUCGGGAACAAUCGAGUUCUAGCGCUUGCUUUUGUUGAAGACAACCACCAGUUUAACAAAUUGCUCCGAUACGAUUUCACAGUUUGUGAUUAUCAUUUCAACUGGUUAGACUUCUUCCAACAACAUAUGCUGCACAAAGCAGGUCGCAACAAUGUGCUUCUUGCUGUUCCAGCAUUCCUCUAUGCUAUUAAUAACUACCUAAAGUCCACCAUGCAGGUCCACAGAAGUAAGCAGGUUGGAAUAGGUGACCCAAAUUAUGGAGGAAAAUAUUACAAAACAAUGGAGAAGCCUGAUUAUCUCAAGUUUGAAGUUGCCCAACUUGGUGAAUCCAAAACAUUUGAUGAAGGAUUCCAUGGUGCAUAUUUGCAAUUCUACUGCGCAUCCCAUAAAAUCAGGAAGAAUCAUCAACAAAUCAGGAAGGAUAUCUCCUUCAAAUUUGAAUUGGAUAGCCUAUCUAUUUCAUAUAUACUUCGAAUCAAUCCUAGGUGUUCUUCUUUCCCUGCCUUACCUUCUCCGUCUUCCCCUCUAAUCUCUUAUUUUGGUUUUCUCUCAUACAAUGAAGAGUUGAUAUUACCACCACCACCAUCGCUUUGUCUCACUACCAUAGAAUUAGUAACCGCCAAUAACCUAAACGUUUCUAGGAAUCCUGAGGCUUUUCAUUCUGCUUGGUUACCGAAUCAGGAAGUAAGUCAUGAGGCAGUUAACUCUGCCUUCAACUAGCCACAACAUAUUACGGGUCGUGGUGUUGAAAGGACG
Messenger RNA from Lactuca saligna, 909 nucleotides. The record is from the annotation of a GenBank genome assembly. NCBI's taxonomy places the organism in Eukaryota, Viridiplantae, Streptophyta, Magnoliopsida, Asterales, Asteraceae.